GGAACUUUUAUAGUCAGGUAUAAUUUUAUUGUGAUGUUUGUUUCCACAAAAGAGAAUUACAGACUUAUGAAACUUUCAUGUGGUAUAAUUCAGGUUAUUCUUCCAUCUCAACAAAUGAGAAAUACUAAGAGCCUAGGAAGGAAACUUACUAUCAGCAGUGGUAAUUCAGUGAGUCUCAGAGUGCCACAAAGAUGUUCUAAGUGAUAAUCUAUAUAUUCAUUAUGUAUAAUGUUCAAUUAUUCAAACACCCCUGUCUUCUCAGUCCCUCAUUAUGUUGGCUCUCAACAAUACCAAUACUCAGCCUUUCACCUUCCUCUUGACGGGUAUCCCAGGCUUGAGAGCAGCCCAGAACUGGAUCUCCAUCCCUUUUUGUCUCCUGUAUGUCAUCGCCCUGUCUGGGAACAGCAUGAUCCUGUUUGUGGUCCUUCAUGAACAGAGCCUCCAUGAGCCCAUGUAUUAUUUCCUCUCUAUGCUGUCAGCCACAGACCUGAGCUUGUCCCUCUGCACACUUUCUACCACCCUUGGUGUCUUUUGGUUUGAAGCUCGAGAGAUCAACUUAAAUGCCUGCAUUGCCCAGAUGUUCUUUCUCCAUUCGUUUACUUUCAUGGAGUCUGGGGUCCUGCUAGCCAUGGCCCUUGAUCGUUUUGUGGCCAUCUGUGACCCACUAAGAUACCAAACCAUUCUCACCAAUGCCAGGAUUGUUCAGAUUGGGGUGAUCGUGUUGAUAAGGAAUGUUGCUGUCAUGUUGCCCGUUGUGCUUUUUGUCAAGAAGCUGUCCUUUUGCAGUUCCAUGGUCCUUUCACAUUCUUACUGCUACCAUGUUGAUCUCAUUCAGCUCUCAUGCACAGACAACAGAGUCAAUAGCAUCCUUGGCCUGUUUGCACUCUUCUCCACGACAGGAUUUGACUGCCCUUGCAUUUUGCUCUCCUAUGUCCUGAUCAUCCGAUCUGUCCUCAACAUUGCUUCCUCAGAGGGGCGGCAGAAGGCCUUCAGCACCUGCAUAUCCCACAUCAGUGCUGUUGCCAUCUUCUACAUCCCACUCAUCAGCUUGUCUCUUAUUCAUCGCUAUGGCCAUUCAGCACCUCCAUUUGUCCACACCAUCAUGGCGAAUGUCUUCCUGCUCAUCCCACCUGUGCUCAACCCUAUCAUCUACAGUGUGAAGACUCAGAAGAUUCGACAGGUUAUUGUCAAGGUCUUAAUUCAGAAACAGCUCCGAAUCUAAUCAUUAGUUGAUUUAGAGUAGGGAUAAAACUGUUUAUGUAUGAGUGCUUUGAUAGAUUAUAGCAAUUGUCUCCAAAAUGCCUAGAUAUGUCUCCAAUAUUCCAGACUCUGCAACUUAUUGGUUAUACAUUUGCUUGAUUUUCUUCCAUUAAGUACAUAUUAAUAAAACAUAAAUUGUUAUUUUGUUUUCAAGAUAAAGUGAGAUAAUGUAUAUAAACAACUAUUCAUAUUCUAAGUAGUAUGAUCCCAGAAAAUAUUCAAUUCAGAUUCUGCAUAUAAUUCUAAAAAGUCCAGAUUUAAUGUUUGAAAUUUUAUUUAUAAGCCAGUAAUUCUUUCC
This is a messenger RNA of Phyllostomus discolor (pale spear-nosed bat), 1558 nucleotides long. RefSeq names its product olfactory receptor 51F2. The coding region runs from base 272 to 1222 and encodes 316 amino acids. The transcript has a single exon. Gene Ontology annotation, molecular function: olfactory receptor activity; G protein-coupled receptor activity. The record is from RefSeq and is a predicted model, not a curated record. Gene Ontology annotation, biological process: G protein-coupled receptor signaling pathway. Gene Ontology annotation, cellular component: membrane. NCBI's taxonomy places the organism in Eukaryota, Metazoa, Chordata, Mammalia, Chiroptera, Phyllostomidae.